UACGUUCAUUUUGUGAAGAAGAGGGAAAGUUGCUAACCUUCUUUCUCUGAAUUGUAGGUUAUGUUUGGUGUUUUGUGAUCUGUUAAAUAUUUUUUAAAAUGCCACCUACAAUUCAAAACGGGUCAAAUGCCGCUGAAAAGCGACCUGUGAAACCAGCAGAAAAAAGGUCUGAUUUAAUUUGCAAAGUAAAAUAUUGUAAUACACUUCCCGAUAUACCGUUCGAUUUAAAAUUCAUCUCGUACCCGUUUGAACCGACCAGAUUUAUUCAAUAUAAUCCCACAUCCCUGGAAAGAAAUUAUAGAUAUGAAGUAUUAACAGAACAUGACUUGGGUGUAGGAAUUGACCUUAUUAAUAAGGAGAUAUAUUCUGUUGAAUUUGGUGCACAGCUGGAUCCUGCUGACGAAAAACUUUUGGAAGAAGACAUUUUAACACCACAAGAUUCUAAAAGAUCCAGACAUCAUGCUAAAUGUGUGUCCUGGUUACGUCGUACAGAGUACAUUUCCACAGAACAGACAAGAUUUCAGCCACAAACAAUGGACAAAGUGGAAGCCAAAGUUGGUUACAGUAUUAAAAAGAACCUUAAAAAUGAGACUUUGUACAUGGAUCAUGACUCUCAGAUAAGAGCCAUUGAGAAAACGUUUGAUGAUACUAAGAUUCCCAUUGAAAAGCAUUACAGCAAACCAAAUGUGGUACCAGUUGAAGUUUUACCGCUAUAUCCAGAUUUCAGUUUGUGGAAAUAUCCUUGUGCACAGGUUAUUUUUGAUUCUGAUCCAGCUCCUGUAGGCAAACAGGUUCCAGCUCAAAUUGAAGAAAUGUCUCAAGCUAUGAUUCGUGGUGUCAUGGAUGAAAGUGGUGAACAAUUUGUUGCCUACUUCCUUCCAACUGAAGAUACCCUAGAGAAACGUAGACAAGAUUUUAUCAACAAUGUUGCAUAUCAAGAUGAUGAAGAGUAUGAGUAUAAAAUGGCCAGGGAGUACAACUGGAAUGUCAAGAGUAAGGCUAGCAAGGGCUAUGAGGAGAACUACUUCUUUGUGGUGCGUCAGGAUGGUAUUUACUACAAUGAGUUGGAGACAAGGGUUAGGUUAAGUAAAAGAAGACAAAAGGUUGGUCAACCUGCAAGCAAUACCAGACUAAUUGUGAAACACAGAACCAUGGAUGGCAACGAAUUUAGAAUGCAGAGAUACAGGGAAAGACAACUAGAACCACCUGGUGAGGAUGAAGAAGAAUUCGAGCCGGAACCAGAGGAAAUACAACAGCAAGAUGAAGAAAGUCAAGCGGGAUCCGACCAAGAGAAAGAAGAUGACAAAGAGGAAAAAGGAAGCAGUGAUGGGGAAAGAUCAAGAGCCUCGUCAAGGGCAUCAUCAAAAAGAUCCUCUUCAAGAUCCAGAUCCAGGUCUAAAUCCAAGUCCAGGUCAAAAUCUAGAUCGCGGUCACGGUCACGUUCGCGAUCAAAAUCCAAGUCAAAAUCCAGAUCAAGAUCAAGAUCCAAAUCGUCAUCUAGAUCCCGUUCGCGCUCUAAAUCAAGAUCCAGGUCAAGGAGUGCCUCUAAAUCCCCAUCCCGUUCCAGAUCCAGAUCAAAAUCCAAAAGCAAAUCUAGAUCGAGAUCCAGGAGCAAGUCGCAAAGCAGAUCGCGCUCAAGAUCCAAAUCAAAGUCUCGCUCGAGAUCCAGAUCUGGAUCGGCGUCUGGAUCUGAUUCUGGAUCGGGUUCUGGCAAGUCUGACAGUGAGUAGGUCAACAAUAUUUUACAUAAAAUUUGGUUUUGUGACUUAGUCUUAAUAAAUAACUUACAUU
This is a messenger RNA of Brassicogethes aeneus, 1791 nucleotides long. Lineage: Eukaryota; Metazoa; Arthropoda; Insecta; Coleoptera; Nitidulidae. The record is from the annotation of a GenBank genome assembly.